AUGGCGGCUUCAGCGGCCUGCUCCUUCUUCUUCUUCGACGCCGAGCCGCUCGGCGAGCCCGGCAUGCCGGCGCAGGACGCGUGCGCGCUCUGCACCAAGCCGCUCGCGCGCGACAGCGACAUCUUCAUGUACAAGGGCGACACGCCCUUCUGCAGCGAGGAGUGCCGCGACGAGCAGAUGCAGCUCGACGCCAUCGCCGCCAGGCAGGCCGCCCGGAGGCAGCAGCGGUUCUCGUCGGGAACGGAGGCCCGGAGCGGGCACCAGGAGUCCAGGAAGGUGUCCGUCGCGAGCUAG
This is a messenger RNA of Triticum turgidum subsp. durum (durum wheat), 294 nucleotides long. The record is from the annotation of a GenBank genome assembly. Lineage: Eukaryota; Viridiplantae; Streptophyta; Magnoliopsida; Poales; Poaceae.